GGCAAAUGUAUCAUUGGUGAACAUCAGGCCGAGCCGGCUCCCGGUAAACCUGCCUAACCGCUGUCAGUCACACAAUUACGAAAGAAUCGAAAAGUCUAUCCCAGCCUCUUGACAAUCGUUACACCUGUCAAUAAUAAAACAAUAUCGGUGAUUUUAAUUCAAAUUAAUUAAUUCAAAUUAUCAUAGCAAACUGGGAAACUUGUUGCGUUGCAAAUUGCAAUGGGGAGAAGCAAAUCAACGGAACCGGAAGAAUCCGUGAUGGGUUUCAAGGAUAAGCAAAAGGCCUUGGACACGCUGAAAGCUCUGGACGGCCGAGAUAUCAGUUAUCAGUACCAUGUGAUUGCUAGUUUUGUGAGCCGCGCGAAAAGAACGUUGCAGAUUACAAGGGACGAGGAAAAGCUGGCCAAUAUACGAGAAGCUUUGAAAGUGUUCGAGGAUUGGCUCGCUAACUACAAAGAGAACAAUCGCAGUAAAGAAAACCUCGCUUACUUGCCAAUCGAGACUAUAAAAGGCUUCAAGAGCCUUGCCAAAAAGUACGAUGUUCUGGAGGAAGAAUUCUAUAACGCGUACAAAAAAGAGAAAGGUGACUACAAGGGUCUACGAUCGGUUAAAAUUCCGAGCGGGGAGACCACAUGGGACAUCGAGAGAAAUCGAAACUUGAGGAAAAUUAUCGACAAGAUCAAACAAGACCACGUGCAAUGGUUCGAAACCGACGUUGGCGAUUUUCGGGGGCUUCCAACUAAAGAGCACGUACAGUGCAUCAUGUUGGGCUACAGUCCAGAACCGAGCAAAUUGAAGAAGCUCGUAGCACAGGUGGAGGAAAAGUUUGGAUCUGAGAAUAACGAGGAUAUGGAGAUCGACGAGAUCGAUGUCAAGGGCAAGGCCAAGAAGAGGAAGCACGAUAGCUCGUCCAGCGAUGACGACAAGGACGAGGAACCGGAGAAAAAAUCGAGACGUUCGACCGACGAGGAAAAGGCCGAAAAAGAGGAGAGCGGACUCGGUUUUAAAGAUAAAGAGAAGGCUUUGCAGACUAUCAAGUUACUGGAAGGUAGGGAUCUAAAUUAUCAGUACCACGCGAUCUCUGGCCUUGUGAAAAGAGCUGAGCGAGUGAUAUCGUGCACAAAGGACGAGCAAAAACUCAAGAACAUAAAAGAAGCUGUGGAAGUGUUCGACAAUUGGAUUACGGAUUUCAAGGUAAAUGGCCGGGCAAAGAUGAAUUUCGAUUAUUUAUCCGUUGAUUUGGUACGAUCCUACAAGCCGUUGGCGGACAAGUACAAAAUCGAAGAUAAUGGAUUUCUUAAAGCGUACGAAGAAGUGGAUGGAGAUUAUAAGAAAUUGAGAAACGUUCAAGUUCCAGAUUCGAGUAUUACCUGGGAUAUAGAGAGGAAUAAGAAUCUUCAAAAUGUCGUAGAUCGUGUCAAAGAACAAAAGAAAUGGUUCGAGACGGAUGGUGAGUUCGAAGAUUUACCCACCGAAGGACACAUUCGAUGUAUAAUGUGGGCUUACAGUCACGAUGCAGGUAAAUUGAAAAAACUUUUGCCUACGUUAGCUGAAAAGUUAAAAUCGUAAAUCGUUAUUAUAAAUAUUAUAUUAAUAUAAAUAUAUAUAUAUGUGAAAUUUAUACUAUUCUUAAGUUACCU
Apis mellifera (honey bee) is the source of this 1640-nucleotide messenger RNA. RefSeq lists its product as uncharacterized. NCBI's taxonomy places the organism in Eukaryota, Metazoa, Arthropoda, Insecta, Hymenoptera, Apidae. The record is from RefSeq and is a predicted model, not a curated record. The transcript has 4 exons. The coding region runs from base 220 to 1569 and encodes 449 amino acids.